Molecule: messenger RNA, 1300 nt
Organism: Crotalus tigris (Tiger rattlesnake)
Lineage: Eukaryota; Metazoa; Chordata; Lepidosauria; Squamata; Viperidae
Gene: REN
Product: renin
Exons: 9
Coding region: 43-1239 (398 amino acids)
Biological process (GO): angiotensin maturation
Molecular function (GO): aspartic-type endopeptidase activity
Source: RefSeq, a predicted model, not a curated record
GCAGCUCAGAAAAACAGCAUCCAUACCAAAACCAACAGAAUAAUGCUGCGGUGUUGGGAGUUUGUUCUGCUUAUCUCUUGCUUUUUGUGUUUUUCCAGUGAUGCCUUCCAAAGAAUUUCACUCAAAAAAAUGCCCUCAAUCCGCGAAACACUGCAAGAGAUGGGCAUGAAAGUGGCAGAUGACCUUCCUUCUUUGAAGCACCAUAUCUCCUACCUUGAUGAAGGGCUUCAUAACAAAACAGCACCUACCAUACUAACAAACUUCCGUGAUAUGCAAUAUUAUGGUGAGAUAAGUAUUGGAACACCAGCCCAGAUCUUCAAGGUUGUCUUUGACACAGGAUCAGCUAAUCUUUGGGUGCCAUCCCACCAGUGCUCCCCAUUGUACAGUGCCUGUGUCGCACACAAUCGUUAUGAUUCCUCUGAAUCAAGUACAUACAAGCAAAAUGGAACUGAAAUUGUCUUACUAUAUGCCCAAGGAUAUGUUAAGGGUUUCCUUAGCCAGGACAUUGUCAGAGUUGCUGAUAUUCCCAUCAUCCAACUCUUCGCAGAAGCUAUAGCACUACCUUUCAACCCUUUCAUGUAUGCUCACUUUGAUGGAGUGCUUGGUAUGGGCUACCCCAAGCAGGCCAUUGAUGGGGUUAUCCCAGUUUUUGACAAGAUAAUAUCCGAAAGGGUCUUGUCAGAAAAGGUCUUCUCUGUCUACUAUAGCAGAAACUCACAGUUGAACACUGGAGGAGAGAUUAUCCUGGGUGGCAGUGAUCCCUCUUACUACACUGGAGAUUUUCACUAUGUCAGUAUUAGCAGAGAAGGCUACUGGCAGGUUGAUCUUAAGGGUGUUUCUAUAGAAAAUAAUAUAGUAAUUUGUCAUGAAGGAUGCACAGCAGCUAUAGAUACCGGCUCUUCCUUUGUCUCUGGACCAGCCAGUUCAAUAUCUGUUCUGAUGAAAACCAUAGGAGCUACUUUGGUAGAAGAAGAAGAUUAUGUCAUUGAAUGUAAAAAAAUUCAUUUGCUGCCUGAUAUUUCCUUCCAUCUUGGAGAUAUGACCUACCCACUCAGCAGUUCUACCUAUGUUCUCAAGCAUUCAAAAUAUGGGAAAGAGCUCUGCACUUUGGCAUUCUCGGCUAUUGACAUUCCUCCUCCUUUCGGCCCUCUCUGGCUUCUGGGUGCAACUUUUAUUAAGCAGUACUACACUGAAUUUGACCGGCAGAACAAUCGGAUCGGUUUUGCUACAUCGUUCUGACAAGUCCCAUUUUGGAAGAUGCUCACUUUUGAAAGAUUGAACUUUGAAAGAGAAUAGCUUG